Molecule: messenger RNA, 1052 nt
Organism: Daldinia loculata
Lineage: Eukaryota; Fungi; Ascomycota; Sordariomycetes; Xylariales; Hypoxylaceae
Product: RCC1/BLIP-II
Exons: 4
Coding region: 41-934 (297 amino acids)
Source: RefSeq, a predicted model, not a curated record
GAUACUUCCAUACAUGUUACAACUUACAUAGGAGACAGCCAUGGAACUCUUCGCUACUGGCUUCAAUGCCUGGCGUCAACUACAGUUCGACAAUAAACAGAAUACAUCCAGCGAGCCUCAUGAUCUUAAAUCAUUUCAAUCUAUUCUAAAAGACGAUUUUAUCAGCCGUCCAUGCUCCCUCUUGUCGUGCACUUUCGUGAAAACUACUUCCGGUAUACGGAAUGCAGGAUUCGUCCAAGAUCUUCCUGAAACUCUCAAGGGGAAGCUUCUCUCGUCCAUAGCUGCUAUAGCUUGGAAUGGCACCAUAGCCGAAUAUGACGGCCACGAUACUAUUUAUCAAUAUUCAUCUAUUGGUACGCGUGAACGGCAGGAAUUCUCUGGCAUGGGAAAGAUUAUUCAACUGGUAGCAUACGAAACGGGGUUCGUAGCUUUAUCAGACGAUGGCCAUGUCUGGACUUGGGGCGACGAGCGGUACAGCGCUUGUCUUGGAAGACCAGUAACAUAUUUAAGUCCAGCAGAAAGACCUGGUCCCGUAGAGGACCUCGAGGACCUGCCAACCGGCAAGAUAAAAAAGAUCAGCGCAGCUGGGUAUCUGAUCCUUGCCCUAACAGAAGGAUGUGAUCUUUAUGCUUGGGGUGGCCGCCCAGGGCAGAAAGCGCUCCUCAAAGAUAUAUCAAGUAGCCCGAUACCCGUGGUGGUGGAGGAAAGUGAUAUAGUAGAUUGUGGGGUUGGGGAAUCACACAUAAUUGUGCUUAGUUCAGAGGGUCAUGUAUAUGUCAUUGGCGACAAUGGGAAUGGUCAGUUAGGCUUACCAGAUAGCGAAGCAAGUUCGUGGACGAAGGUACCUUUGCAUUUAGAAGUAGGACAAGUGGUUUGUGGUGUAGAAGCGGGGCGAAGCACUUCAUUCAUAUUGGCCAAGUAUCAAAUCCCUUGAUGAUUCUGCCUCAAUGGGCUCUCUAUGCUGUUCUAUGAUACACGCAAACUCCUGCCAAUUCCAGAAAUAUUGGUGCUCACAGAUUUGUUAGGUAGUCCUCGAUCUCUUGUGGGGUGAG